This is a messenger RNA of Triplophysa rosa, 3440 nucleotides long. It is a transcript of the gene sun2, whose product is annotated as Sad1 and UNC84 domain containing 2. The coding region runs from base 724 to 2454 and encodes 576 amino acids. Gene Ontology annotation, biological process: nuclear envelope organization. Gene Ontology annotation, cellular component: nuclear envelope; meiotic nuclear membrane microtubule tethering complex. The record is from RefSeq and is a predicted model, not a curated record. Gene Ontology annotation, molecular function: protein-membrane adaptor activity. The transcript is spliced from 18 exons. NCBI's taxonomy places the organism in Eukaryota, Metazoa, Chordata, Actinopteri, Cypriniformes, Nemacheilidae.
CUAAACAACUCAAACCGACGAGAGGCGGAGCCGCAGCGCUGACAACUGUCAAAGAUACCCUUCCUGAUACCGCAAACUCUUCCGUCCUUAAGCAUCUCGUCUUACCGCCAUCCAGUCCGUUAUACAUCGCGUAAUUCAAGUUUUUCACGACGUCGUUAACUCGUGCGUGACGUUUCAAUCGGCGUCCCGUUACUGUGGAGCGGUUUCGGAUGAGCGGUUCUCUGCGCAGACGAUUUGACAGGCUGAAUGUUUUCAGAGACCCACUGAGAAGGUAAUCUUCAGCGAAAAGCCCUGAGGAUGAGCCUGCCGUUUCAGAUGAAGAAUUAGACAGAGAUUAGCUUCAGGCUGCACUUUUUCUUUAAAAACUCGUUGUAGUUUUAAGCUUUGGUUGUUAUUGUCUUGGUUGUUCAGAUGGUUUGUUUGUGAACGCUGAGUCUGCCACACCACAGAUGUUGCGCCUCUUUUAAAGAAAAUAAGCUCCUCCUCCUGCUCGGGAUUGGGAUGUGGGUUGAUCUGUGUGUUUCUUUUUCUCAUCACAUUUAGUCACACGUGGAGGAGAACUGCACAUCAAAUCCCUUUUGUUUUCACAGGGUCACUACACAUGACUUAGCCACACCCACUUGUUUACUUAUUUAAACUUUUGUUGAUCAAAUAUAUCACUGACAGAACGCAAUAUUUGUGUUGUAAAGGAAAAUAUUUUUGCAUUGCUAUGAUCCUGCAGAGAUGUCCAGGAGAAGCUCACGGUUAGUGUCCAAAGGGACGUCCUUACUUGAUGAUGAUGCUGCCAGCACAAGCUCCACUGGAUCCGCCGGCCACGUCUCUUACAAAGAGAGUCCCGUCAGGAUCUUUAAGAAGAGGCGGAGCGCAGGCAGCGUGUCCCGCAGCUCCAGCCGUGCCAGCAGCGUGGGUCAGAUGCUGAGCGGGCAGCGCGCUGACCUCAUAGCCAGUGAGAGCGAGAAAGGAAGGACGCUUGCCGUUCAAGGGUUUUCCUCUGGAUAUUCCUCAGCUGAGGAGCAUUACGACAAACCCUUCACCUCAAGCCCAAAUACAGGUUCUGCCCAGUCUGCGUCCGAAUCCGAGUUUAGCGUGUGGGACGUGUUUCGAUCUCCAGCUCAAGCGUUGGUUCUGUUUUACUGGUGGCUGGGCAGCACGUGGUACAGCUUCUCCUCUCGUGUGUCCAUGAUCAAUGUGUUUCUGCUCAGCAGAUGCACUUCAGAUAUAAAAAAGGCAGCUGUGCUCUUUCUCCUCCUCAUCUUCCUCAUAUUUGGAAUAUGGUACUGGUCCCCGUUCGCUACUUCUUCUCGUCCGCGUGAGGUUGUUUCUAGGACUCCACCUGUUAAACGCACAGAUGAACCCGUAAGAGCAGAAGUUCAUGACAAUUUCCAACCAUUUGCCGGCCUGUCUAACUUGAAGGAUGACAUCAGCAGCUUAUAUCUAAGAGAGGCCAACCUGAUGAGAGACAUUGAAGUGCUUAAGCUGGAGAGCGAACGCCAAAAGGUCAGAUCUGAGAUGCUGCAGACUGAUAUGAGGCUUAUGAAAGAUCAAAUCAAAAGUGUUGAGACCGAGCAUGUGCAGCAGGUUUCUGACCUGAAGUCAAGUGUCACAAACCUGCAGUCUGACUCCAGCCUCCUCAAGCAAAGAGUGGAUGCUCAAGAUGCUCUUAACAUCAAUCUGAAGGCAGAGCUCUCUGAGUGGCUGGUAAAACAUUUGAAGGACCCAAGAUCAACUGUAGUUUUCCGGCCUGAGCUGCAGAGGGCGCUGGAGGAUCUGGAGAAACAGAUAUUAGACAAACUAAAGCAGGACAAGGAGAGCGCGAGAGACUCGUGGAGGACUGUGGGAGAGACACUUGAACAAGAAGGAGCCGGAGCUGUCACUAUACAGGAUGUGAAAGGAAUCGUCAACAGGGCAAUUGAACUGUACAGGGCAGAUGGAAUCGGAAUGGCGGACUACGCUUUGGAAUCUUCUGGUGCCAGCGUAAUAAACACACGUUGCUCGGAGACAUAUAAGAUGAGAUCUGCGUGUCUGAGUUUAUUCGGCGUACCCCUCUGGUAUCAAUCUGAAAGCCCUCGCACGGUUAUACAGCCAGAGCUGUAUCCCGGCAAGUGCUGGGCGUUCCGAGGCUCGCAGGGUUUCCUGGUGAUCUCGCUGUCCUACCCGAUAAGAAUCACCCACGUGUCACUCGAACACCUGCCCAAAGUUCUCUCUCCAACGGGACUCAUCGACAGCGCGCUGAAGGAUUUCGCCAUUUACGGUAUGUCUGAAGAGAACGAAGACGGAAAGCAGCUCGCCACGUUCAUGUACGACCAGGACGGAGAGCCCAUCCAGACUUUCAAGCUUCCUGAAUCGUCAGACAUCUACAGCGUGGUGGAGUUGAGAAUAUUAAGUAACUGGGGUCAUCUGGAGUACACUUGCGUGUAUCGCUUCAGAGUGCACGGGGAGCCUUCGCUCGGCUGAGAACGCAAAUCAUUCUAGUUUACUCUAUGCAAAAGUCAAGUACGAAUAAAAUAGUGCACUGAAUUCGCGAACAGACAGACAGCUUCCUAAUGUACCGUUACCAAAAAACGCACACAGACAUGUUUAUACUCAAAUGUGUACUAAUAUGGGUUUGUUUGCAUUCCUCCCAUUUCUUAACGUGUAUUUUUAGUUGGCAAUCAUUUUAAAUGACGAUCUAAUAAUAUUUAAGUUUUAUGAAGAUAAUAUUAUGAAGUGUGUAACCAUAAAUUGGUUUUGACUGAAUGGAGGACUGAGCUUUCUUCUGUAUUUAGGUUUACUAUAAAGCAGUGUUUCUGGUUUGAACUUGCUGUCUCUUCCAAAGUAUAUUUUGUUACGACAGAUGGUUGUGUAAUGUGUAAUACACGUUACACGUGACCGUAUACCUCGUGAUAUAACAUUACAAUUGUUGAGAUAGUUCACCUCAAAAUGAAAACUCUCAUUAUUUACUCACCCUCAUGAGACAUUUCUUUAUUCAAAUGGUUUUUGAACGACACAAGGGUGAAUAAAAGAUGGCAGAACAUUUAUUUUGGGUGAACUAUGACUUUAAAUGAUGAUGAUGUUCCUUUAAGCAGUAAUUCUGUUUGCACUCUUUAAAGACGUUACAUAUAGAGCUGUCAGAUGACGUGUUGUCUCCUCUGCAGGGCAGAAGGAGUGGAGUGUAACUCAGGAUUUGGGUUUUAAAGCAAAGUGCUCUUUAUCGCAUAAUAUAUUGCUCGUCUUGUGUAUGUAUAUGUGCUUAAUAAUAAGACAAUUCGAUUCUUGAAUGCAUACUGGAGAUAUUAAUUGAAGGUAUAAAUGUUUGUGCAUUUAUAUUGCCAUUCUUCCACACGUUUCAUGCAUCUUAAUAGAACUUGCAAGUUAAUUUGGCAAAGUUUACAUUACGUUGUCUGCCGUGUUUGAUAUAUUUUGUAAGAAAAAUUAUUUGAAUAAAUUUAAAAUGGCGCCUA